GACUCACUCGCACUCAGAGAAGUUUUUCCCCAGUUUCACUUUCAGGGCUUGGACUUGUUUUGGGAUUGGCUAGUGACUCAGCCUGUUGUGCUGGUGUGAGACUCCUCACCAAACCACUGCAGAAAUGAGGAAGUGCUGGAUCACUGUACAGCCAGGAACUUUCUGAGCAGCAGGUUGCGAAGUGGCUCUCCCGCAGGUUACAGAGCCGAACACCUGCUACCCAUGCCACCUGGGAUUGUCUAGAGCAGGGGUCGGCAACCUUUCAGAAGUGGUGUGCCGAGACUUCAUUUAUUAAGGAUUUGCGUGCAAGUAAUACAUUUUAAUGCUUUUAGAAGGGAGGUGCAGCUUCCUAGUGGGAGAGUGGCCAGGGAGUGAGGCGCUUAAUUGCUGACACCAGCCCCGUGCCUUGCCCGUGGAAGACCAAGCUGCUGAUUAAGCAAUGCCAAAAGCUAUUGUGAUCACUGAGCAGCCGGCCUCCGCCUCCGUCCCUGUCGGUUACUCCCUCACGAUGCGAUGUAGGGCCACAGCCUGCACCUCCCCACAGUACCAGUGGUUCUACCAGUGCCAGUCUGCUUGCUGCCAGAUUGUGGGGGCCACGGAGCCAGAUUUGCUCAUCACUGCAAGGGAAACUCGACUGUACAUCUGCCGAAUCAAUGACCUGCACAAAAAUGUCACCUUCUCUAACUGGGUGAGAGUAGAGGUCCAUCAGCACAUUGCCAAAGGCCUGCUCCCUGAACUGUGGCAAGGAGAACCUGUCGUAGUCCUCAAUCCCACUGCGCCAGAAGUAAAGGUGGGCAAGCCACUCCAGCUGCAGUGUGCUGCUCUGGGGGUGCCAGCCCCACACUACCAGUGGUACCACAAUGGGACCCCCAUGAAGCAUCAGAAAAAGAAGAAACUCUUGAUCAACUCUGCGAAGCUGAGUGACUCUGGCACGUACCUUUGCUGUGCAGCCAAUGGCCAAGGGGAACACUGGACUGAUGCCCUGGAGAUUCACGUAGGUACGUGUCUGGCAGAUCCAUUUUUUGCAACAGACAAGGUUGCACUUUUGGUGGGCAACAACCAUUACUGGAAUCAUCCGCACCUGAUGGCUCCCAUCACUGAUGUGUUUGAACUCAGCCUUCUCCUAAAGCGACUGGGAUUCCGGGUGGUCUCCCUCCUGGACCUGAACAAGGCGGAGAUGCUGAUAGCUGUCAAUCAGUUCCUGCAGCUCCUGGGGAAAGGAGUCUAUGCCGUAUUCUACUAUGCUGGGCACGGAUACGAACAUUUUGGGAGAAACUACAUGGUCCCCAUUGACGCCCCACAGCCCUACGCCCCUGAGAACUGCAUCAGCGUGCAGAGGAUCCUCCAGAAGAUGCAGCAGAGGCGGACGGCCCUCAACCUCAUCCUACUGGACACCUGCAGGAAAUGGUACAACCCACAGUGUGCGCUGUCGCAGGUGCAGCCGCUGGAGCCCUGGGGGAAUACGGUUUAUGGCUAUGCCACGAGUGAAGAUGCCGAAGCCUAUGAAGUGCAGGAUGGGGAGUUCAGCUCCGGGAUCUUCGUGAAGUAUCUGAAAAAGCACAUUCUGCAGGAAAAGAAAGUGACCCACGUGCUGGAGGAUGUGUUGGAAGACAUUGGCCGGGACCCCUUGGUAACUGGGAAGCAGGUGAUGGAGAUCAAGCACACUCUGAAGGAAGCCCGGGCGCUGACAGACCCCAUCUGCACUACUGGGCCAACUGCGGAGCUCUGGGGACACAACCAUGAGUUGCUGAAAGAGACACUGACUUUUCCAUGUGGCAUCCAAGUGGAGCUACGCUUCCAGGUGGUCUUUUCUAACGUAAUGCACGUGAGUGCAAAACUGCAGGCUCCCCCUCCGCACGUCACUGACAUCCGACUCCUGCUCUGCAGACCCGCGGAGGUGCGAGAACUGGCCAUGCUGCCUGACUGCCAGUCUGACCGGGUGGUGUCACUACUUGUCUCACUGUAUGAGCAAGAGGAAUUGGACUGUGUGCUCCGGCUCUGUGGCCUGCAGAAAAUUCAGACUGAUGUGCUGCUGCAGUUGGAUUUGCAUUACACCCAGCUGGGCACCAAGCAGAGGGCUUGCGAGAGUCUGCAGAAAAUCCUCCAGAAAUCUCUGCUAGCAAAACUGUUCAGCCAGAAAAGCUCUGCAAAUCCAUCCUGCAUGGCGGGCCAAAAGGCUGCUGCCACCAUGGGCCCCAAGGAUGCCCCUGCUGUGAAUGCAGCCCAUGAGGGGCCCAGCUCUCUGAGAGCAGAGCCCAGACACAGCUGGCAAUGUAGCAGACAGUCAAACAUAUGCAGCGAGCCGGAGGAAAACGAUGAGAGUGACUUGAGCAGCCUCUGCUCAGCCCUGCAAAGGGCUGGGCCAGGGCAGGAUUGUCCUUGACACGUGGGGGAGUUCAGCUCACUAUCAGCAGACUGUAUUUCAAGUUAGAAGCCAGACAACUCCCAUAAUCUGUAUUCUAGUCUGAGCUCUUCUCCAGUCUGGCGUGGAUCACAUCCAGAUGGUCAAGGCUGCUAUUGAAAGGGUUUCUCCUCUCAUCCCAUUAGCAGGGAGUCCUAGUGAGCAUUAUCUGACUCACAGGCAAAGCUAUAAGCUGUUUAAAACAAGGGCCUUCUGCAGAGGGGUGAUUUUACUGUCCUCUGACAGUGUGACUGACAUGAGUCAUCACAUUCCCCAACAACAAACGUCAUUCAUUUACAGCCAGUGUUGGCAAUUGAGCUGCUUUGAGAGUCUCACUUUAAUACUCAAAUGUCUACUCUACACCAAGCACUGACAAAACUGUAAGAAAUUGUAAGUGAAGAGACCCAAGAACCUUGCAGGCACGUCUGAUACAACCACAGCUGCAGUUAAAAAAGCAAACAAGUCCCUCAACUCUGUAUAAAUAUUACAAAGAAUUAACAAAUGACGAAUGUAAAAUUGUAUGAAUGUGUAGCUGUGUUCAGUAUGUGGUGCUGAAAUGGUGUUAGGCUUUUCUAUCUAAUAGGAACAUGCAACAAACAAUUGUACAAUAACUUAUAUUUGUGUUUCUAAAGGAUAUAUUUGAUCUUUGUAUUUAGGAUUAUGUUCAUUGUUCUCUAAACCACAUUCUGAUGUCAUUUUGGGAAUGCACGUAAUUGUAAUGUAUUUUAACAUAUUUAUUACAUUGUUUUUCCUCUG
Messenger RNA from Malaclemys terrapin pileata, 3157 nucleotides. Its product is annotated as mucosa-associated lymphoid tissue lymphoma translocation protein 1-like. Gene Ontology annotation, biological process: proteolysis. The record is from RefSeq and is a predicted model, not a curated record. The transcript has 16 exons. Gene Ontology annotation, molecular function: cysteine-type endopeptidase activity. NCBI's taxonomy places the organism in Eukaryota, Metazoa, Chordata, Testudines, Emydidae. The coding region runs from base 440 to 2383 and encodes 647 amino acids.